AAAGAACCUUUCCCAUCAUACCGUCGCAUUACCUCGUUCGGCGUCAACAGUCUCAACAACCCCAGACUUCGAUCUUGGACUGGUCUCCCCAUGGAUGGUAGUCAUACUACUUCAAUUCCGAACGAGCGAGUCACUCACGAUCCCGAGAUGGCGACCGCACAGCAGCCGAGGGCACCGGCGCCUAUUCCAGCAAAGAAGGCAAAAGGCAAGAAGCCUGUCGAUCCAAAUGAUGCCGAACGGCAGGUCGUAGCUAGACUUGCACAAUUAGAGCAAGAUGCCGCUGGUGACAAGGAGCAAGAGGCAGAGAUUGAACGAGAAGUUAAAAAAGCCACCCGGGACCUAUCACACCUCCUAUCUAAGCUCGAAACGCCGAUGUUGAAGCUAGACACUGUUAACAAAAGGUGGCAAGAACUUUUACACGAUAUGAAAAGGUUGGAACGCGAGAAUGUGAAGGCCAAAAAGAAGUCAGAUCAGUUGCAGAAAGACAAAGACACUCAACGGACAGAACUGAACAAGGCGACUAUUGCAAGAGACAAGUUAGAAAAGAUAGCCAGAGAUUUUCAGAAGGAUAACAAGAAGCUAAAGGAGGAACUCGACCAUAUCAAGUCUCGCGAGACAUCCUACCGAGAGGACCUUCAUGAGCGACUCGAGGUCAUGGUUCGCGAUGUCGACGACGUUGUCAAAGCCAAAUUAGCUCCAGAACCGCCAGCUUCUGAUCUGAAACUUGACGAAAUUUUUCGGCAAAAGUUCAGAUCAUUUAUCGAUCAGUAUGAGAUGCGCGAGAUCCAAUUCGCAUCUUUACUUCGUACUAAAGACUUGGAGGUUGAGUUCUUGAGAGCCAAGUUUGAGCGACAACGGAAAGAUCAAGAAAUGGAAUCAAACAAGUCCAAUCAGCUCACAAGGAAAUGGAGGAAAUGUCGAAGAAGACGAAGCGCCUGGAAAAAGAGAACAUGGUCCUCACACGGAAGCAAGAGGCUGCUAGCCGCAGUAUCCUCGAUAUGGCAGAAGACAGGACCCAUCGACAAGAGGAUAUGCAAAGGCUUCAGAAACGACAUGAUCAACUCGAGAAGCUUUGCCGCAGCAUGCAGGCUCAAGGACGUGGCCAGGCGAGCAUUGCAGAGAUUGACGAGGACGUAGGUACUGAAAGUGAGUAUGAAGAUGGUGAUGAUGACGAGGAGUAUGGCAGUGAGGACUACGAUGAUGAGACCGAGGAAGAAGGGCCUGUGGAGCCCAGACCUAAGACGUAUGGGCCGCCACCACCUCCUCCACCUCAAAUGCAAUCGCAAGCUGUUCGAAACGGCAAGGUAAAUGGACACUUGGGGAAACCAAUGAAACAGGUUAAUGGCGUGAAGCAAUAGGUGCUCUGUGGAAAAUAAGUCUUUUAGACGAGUACAAGUCAAUUUGUCUAGCUACUCUGCCACUACCUAUAUGUCUCACAGCUGAUAAUAGCUUCCGGGGAUCUUGUUCUGGUUACCAUUGAAAAUCGAUACAUAUGACCA
This is a messenger RNA of Pseudovirgaria hyperparasitica, 1499 nucleotides long. RefSeq lists its product as uncharacterized. Gene Ontology annotation, molecular function: syntaxin binding. The transcript is spliced from 5 exons. The record is from RefSeq and is a predicted model, not a curated record. NCBI's taxonomy places the organism in Eukaryota, Fungi, Ascomycota, Dothideomycetes, Acrospermales, Acrospermaceae. The coding region runs from base 91 to 1137 and encodes 348 amino acids.